Molecule: messenger RNA, 1125 nt
Organism: Chanos chanos (milkfish)
Lineage: Eukaryota; Metazoa; Chordata; Actinopteri; Gonorynchiformes; Chanidae
Product: gap junction delta-2 protein-like
Exons: 1
Coding region: 1-1125 (374 amino acids)
Biological process (GO): cell-cell signaling
Cellular component (GO): connexin complex
Molecular function (GO): gap junction channel activity
Source: RefSeq, a predicted model, not a curated record
AUGGGAGACUGGUCCAUUCUUGGCCGCUUCCUAACGGAACUGCAGAACCAUUCCACGGUCAUUGGUAAAAUCUGGCUGACCAUGCUGCUGAUCUUCCGCAUCCUGCUGGUCACCCUGAUCGGAGACGCGGUGUACGGCGACGAGCAGUCCAAGUUCACCUGCAACACUCUCCAGCCGGGCUGCAGCAACGUGUGCUACGACACCUUCGCGCCAGUCUCGCACCUGCGCUUUUGGGUCUUCCAGAUUGUCCUGGUCUCCACUCCGUCCAUCUUCUACGUUGUCUACGUGCUGCACAAAAUCACCAAUGAUGAGAAGCUGGAGAUGGAGGACGUGCAGGCGGUGGAAAAACAGCAGCAUCCUUCCCCGGACGUGUCGGAGAGCGCAGGGUCUCGAGUGGAGGAGGCCACGGACGCCGACACCUCUACCGUGAGCACCAGUUCUGAGGAAGACUGGGGACUCCAGGAAGGGGAAUGUGUGGAGCAGAGCCUGCUGGAGGAGGACUUCAGCGUGGUGGCCAAGGACCCCACUCGGCUGUCCAGGCAGGUGCUGCUGAUAUACAUCAUCCACGUACUGCUGCGUUCCAUUCUGGAGAUCACGUUCCUUUUGGGCCAGUGCUAUCUGUUUGGCUUUGAGGUCCCGUACCUGUUUCGCUGCGAGACAUACCCCUGCCCUAACAGAACUGACUGCUUCGUGUCUCGUGCCACGGAGAAGACCAUCUUCCUCAACUUCAUGUUCAGCGUCAGCCUGGGCUGUUUCAUCCUCAACAUUGCUGAGUUACACUACUUGGGCUGGGUCUACAUCUUCCGCGUGCUCUGCUCAGCAUGUUCCGCCUGCUGUAAGCUGGAGAAGGAUGCCGUGGAGCGCUUGGGCUUUUACGCCAACUACAGGUCUCUCCUGCUCCAGCUACGACACUCACUCCGCAGCCGUGUGGUUCGGCGGGUAGCCGAACCAUCCGCGGUGCAAGAGAGGAGCGGUGACAGGGGUACGCGCGCGCCUGCUCUUUCCUUUGAGACAGACUUCACAGUGCAGUGCACCUCUAUAAGGAGUCCUGACCACAAGGAACACACUAACACCAAACUGGCCAGCAUGACCAAACUGGGCAGAGGCCAAAAACCCUGGGCAUGA